CUGUGCAAGAGAUAGAUCGAAAUUACAGAAUUUACUCAUAUCCUGAGAAAAAGCUGCUGAGCUGAGCUGAGAUUGCCACGGAAAAACCAAGAAGAGAACAUUAUUAACGUCAAGAAUGGCGCAUUCAUCGAAAGGGAAACUCGUAGCUGUAAUUGGCGAUGAAGAUACAUGCACAGGAUUCCUCCUUGGGGGUAUUGGGGAAAUCAAUAACAAGAGACAGCCAAACUUCAUGGUAGUUGAGAAGGAAACUGCAGUCCAUGAGAUUGAAGAGAGCUUCAAGAACUUUGUUGCACGCAAUGAUAUUGCAAUCAUCCUCAUCAACCAGAACAUUGCUGAGCAUAUACGUCAUCUGUUAGAUAAUCACACUGAUCCAGUUCCAUCUGUACUUGAGAUCCCAUCCAAAGACAGUCCUUAUGAUCCUAGCAAAGACUCAAUUCUUAGAAGAGCUAAGGGUAUGUUCAGCGCUGAGGAUUUCCGCUGAUGUCGUUGGAACAAUAUUUCUCUCUUCUCAUUCCAUAUAAUUAUAUAGAUAUAUAUAUGAUACAUGUUACUGGGUGAUAAUAGUUAAAAUGGUGAAGAUUAAUUUUAUGCAAUGUGUCCCAUGAUUUUUUCCACCAAUAAAUAAUAAUUCUUCAUGCAAAUAUAUACGGGCAUGCUCCUGCUAAAUACCUACUUGUACCAGAUUCAUCCAAUCAAAGUUUUCAAUUGCUCUGCUAUCCUGUACAUUUUGGAGACUUAACUAUUUUGAAACAGAUAGAUACUUUUCAUGUGAAUUUAAAAAAAAUACAAUGCACCUCCAAACUGAAUUUUUUUUUUUUUUAAACUUCUGUCUAUAUUUCAUUUUCAUUAUUAUGAAUCCUGAAUAAAGAAAUGUUGGACACAUUACAUAAAAUCAAUAAGAACUGUAAUACUCCCUACUUCACUUUUUAUUAUUUCUGUAGGUUAGAUAGAUGCUGUAUUAUCAUUUCUUUAGUAUAUUUUGCCAGUUUUGGAUUAAAGUAGUAACUUUGUAAACUCCAUUGAGUGUUAAAUAUAUAUGAAAAAAUUAUAUAUAUCCAACCAUUUCAUUAAGUAUAUAUAUUUAUCUGAUGUAUGUGUAUCAGUAAUUUGCAUUUUAAGGGGAAGUUCACACACACAUUGACGUCCUGUUGGUUCCAAGUUUAACAAAAGAAAAAAAAGAAAGAAACUUUUCAGUAAUACGUGAAAACUCAACCAAAGAUAAACAGAGUCUUUUAUUUUUUAAUGUCAUUUGAGGAAACUAAUUACUAAACAUCCUAAUUAAAGCAAUUACUGUAAAUACAUAUACUUUAUUGUAGAUCAAUAAUCAUUACAGUUGCACAAGAUUGAAUGGUUUGCUACAUACCAGCACGUGUCAGCUUUAAAAAUGCAGGUACAUGAUUUGUUGCUUGUAUGCAUACACUUCAUUGGUGCUCACUGAAAAUAUAUUUCCAAGGAUGUCAAACUAUAUAUAGACCUAUUGUGUGCAAUUCUACAUGUAUCACUUGGAAAGUGGAAUCAAACUUCAUUUGAUUUUGGUAUUGUUGAUGAAUUUGAAAAUUAUCUUCAAAUGAAUAAUAAUCAAAAUAUCCACAGAGUAGGAGGCGAAUGAUUUUUAAGUUUUUUUUUUAUUUAUAAAAAUUUGACAUUCUACAAAGAAUCAUAAAAGAAUGGUGAUUUGUUUUUAAUGACUGUUUGCAUCAAUUUUGAUAUUUGAAAAAAAGGAACAAUAUGGGAAAGAAUCAAGCUUAUGUUAUCCUUAUAUUGUCUUUAAUGGUUCCAUUUGCAUAUUUUGUUGGCCUUUUUUAUUAACCCAUUUAAGACAAAGUGAACAUACGUUUUUGUUUGCUAUGGUUUUUCCCCAUGAAGAGCAAUAUUGUACAAAAUACAUGGGAUGAAAAUGAAACAAAAUUUACACUAACUUCAGUUUUAUUGCAUUAUUAUCUUAGAUUAUAUUCU
Lytechinus variegatus (green sea urchin) is the source of this 1956-nucleotide messenger RNA. It is a transcript of the gene atp6v1f, whose product is annotated as V-type proton ATPase subunit F-like. Gene Ontology annotation, cellular component: proton-transporting V-type ATPase, V1 domain; membrane. The coding region runs from base 116 to 481 and encodes 121 amino acids. The record is from RefSeq and is a predicted model, not a curated record. Lineage: Eukaryota; Metazoa; Echinodermata; Echinoidea; Temnopleuroida; Toxopneustidae. The transcript has 4 exons. Gene Ontology annotation, molecular function: proton-transporting ATPase activity, rotational mechanism. Gene Ontology annotation, biological process: proton transmembrane transport.